GAAUUUUUUUUAUUUUUCUCUUUUUUUCUUGCUGGAAAAGAAAACUAAUAAUAAGAAUUAAAGUUCAAAUUUCCAAGGAGCACGAAGAGCAAAAGCAGUCCCUUUUACUUGUUCAACUGCACUUCGAAUCUCUACUCUGCAACCAACCAUGGUUCUCGAGGCGACUAUGAUCUGUAUCGACAAUUCCGAAUGGAUGCGGAACGGCGAUUAUUCACCUUCUCGAUUUCAAGCUCAGGCUGACGCUGUUAAUCUCAUCUGCGGUGCCAAAACCCAGUCAAACCCGGAGAACACAGUCGGAAUUUUGACAAUGGCAGGCAAAGGGGUUCGCGUAUUAGCCACUCCCACUCCUGAUCUCGGCAAGAUUUUGGCUUGCAUGCAUGGUCUUGAGAUGGGUGGUGAGAUGAACAUAGCUGCUGGGAUCCAGGUAGCUCAAUUAGCUCUUAAGCAUCGCCAGAACAAAAAUCAGCAACAAAGGAUUAUAGUUUUUGCUGGAAGUCCUGUCAAUUAUGACAAGAAAAUGUUGGAGAUGAUUGGAAAGAAACUAAAGAAGAACAGUGUUGCUCUUGAUAUUGUUGAUUUUGGUGAAGAUGAUGAUGGGAAGUCAGACAAAUUGGAGGCGCUUCUUGGUGCUGUUAAUAAUAAUGACAGCAGUCAUAUAGUUCAUGUUCCUGCAGGUCAAAGUGCUCUCUCUGAUGUGUUGAUAAGUACACCUGUGUUUACCGGGGAUGGGGAUGGAGGAAGUGGCUUUGCAGCAGCAGCAGCUGCUGCUGCGGUUGGUGGUGCUUCUGGAUUUGAUUUUGGAGUGGAUCCCAACCUGGAUCCAGAGCUGGCUCUUGCCCUCAGAGUUUCUAUGGAAGAGGAAAGAGCGAGGCAGGAAGCUGCUGCCAAAAGGGCCGCUGAGGAUGCUUCUAGACAAGAAAAAGGAGAGGAGCCAUCAUCCAAAGCAGAAGAUGCAACUAUGAGUGAUGCUAAUGUUUCAGCUCCUGAAGAGAAUAAGAAAAUUACAAAUGAUGGUGAUGCAAAUGCUUUGCUCAAGCAGGCUCUUCAAAUGUCAAUGAAUAUCUCUGGUUCUAGUCACUCAGUGGGUGAUGCUGAGAUGUUAGACACAACUAGUGAGGAUCAGGAGUUGGCCUUAGCUCUUCAAAUGUCCAUGCAAGAAAGUACAAGCAACCCAUCCUCCCAAGCAGAUGAAAGCAAAGUAUUAGAGGAUCAAUCUUUUGUCUCAUCUGUCCUUGCAUCUCUUCCAGGAGUUGACCCCAAUGAUCCUGCAGUAAAAGAUAUUCUUGCAGCGCUGCAAAAUCAAUCUGAGUCUCAGCAAAAGAAGAGCGAAGAUGAACAAAAGAAGAGCGAAGAUGAACCAUCAAAUGAGAACAAGUGAACAUUUAAAUAUAGCGGUGCUGAAUGUUCAAGUUUUCUGAUCUCUGAGUUCUUUAUCUACAAGAAAGGCUCAUAAUAUCUCGGAAGAAUGAUGCAAGACUGGAUUCAGAAUUAGCUUCUACUGUUUGUAAUGGAAGUUAAGUUGAACUUUCAUGCUAUCUGCUCUUCUAUUGACAUUGUGUUGGAUGUUACAAGGUUGUAGUGAGUGGCAUAGUUAAAAUUCAAGACAUUGUAGAAUGGGAUGAAUUCUGGCGUUCUCCGCAUAAUUUACGAUAGCUUUAACAACUAA
This is a messenger RNA of Ziziphus jujuba (common jujube), 1666 nucleotides long. RefSeq names its product 26S proteasome non-ATPase regulatory subunit 4 homolog. The record is from RefSeq and is a predicted model, not a curated record. Lineage: Eukaryota; Viridiplantae; Streptophyta; Magnoliopsida; Rosales; Rhamnaceae. Gene Ontology annotation, molecular function: polyubiquitin modification-dependent protein binding. Gene Ontology annotation, biological process: proteasome-mediated ubiquitin-dependent protein catabolic process. Gene Ontology annotation, cellular component: nucleus; cytosol; proteasome regulatory particle, base subcomplex. The coding region runs from base 149 to 1378 and encodes 409 amino acids. The transcript has 11 exons.